Lachnellula hyalina is the source of this 750-nucleotide messenger RNA. RefSeq names its product Levodione reductase. Gene Ontology annotation, molecular function: oxidoreductase activity. Bases 1 to 750 code for a protein of 249 amino acids. The record is from RefSeq and is a predicted model, not a curated record. NCBI's taxonomy places the organism in Eukaryota, Fungi, Ascomycota, Leotiomycetes, Helotiales, Lachnaceae. The transcript is spliced from 2 exons.
AUGUCUUUAGAAGGCAAAGUUAUUGCUAUUACUGGAGGCGCCAGUGGCAUCGGGUUGGCUACAGCGAAUCUGAUCUCGAGCCGAGGCGCAACAGUCUGCCUUGCAGAUAUUGAUCCCGCCAGCAUCUCCGCAGCCGAAUCCCAUUUCACGGCUCGCAAAGUUCCCUUUUCUGUGACCCAAGUGGAUGUCUCGAAGCGACCGGAAGUCGAUGCAUGGGUUGAUGGCAUCGUCGAAAGAUUUGGAAAGUUGGAUGGAGCCGUAAAUUCCGCUGGAGUCAUCGGAAAACACCAUGGGAUCACUACGAUCACGGAGCUUGAGGAUGAUGAAUGGCAUAGGAUCAUCUCUGUAAACUUGACGGGCAUGAUGUACUCUUUGAGAGCAGAGUUGAGAAAGAUUUCGGAAGGAGGAUCGAUUGUCAAUCUCUCUUCCAUACAAGGCGUCAUGGGUUUCCCGGGUAGCGCAGCAUAUGUCACCAGUAAGCAUGGUGUCAUUGGCCUUACAAGGUCAGCGGCAAAGGAGAAUGGAUAUCGAAAUGUUCGAGUAAAUGCUGUUGCUCCGGGAUCUAUCAUUACUCCUUUGCUGAAAACGGCUCAAGAGGGAAACCCCGAUGAAGGCAGCGAUAACCCCGCCGUCAUCAAGCGGCCGGGCACUGCUGAAGAGAUGGCAAAUAUCAUUGCUUUCCUUGUGGGACCUGAGAGUUCUUAUGUCACAGGCUCAGUGUAUGGUGGUGAUGGCGGCUGGGACUGUUAA